AUGGGUUUCUCUGAGGCUAUUCGCCUAAAUCUUGCUUCCUACUCGUCUCUCUCUCCCUGCCAGUAUUGUUCGACGAGAGUAAACCAGAAGCAGAAGAGUCUUGUUGCAUUCCCGAGCAGUAGAAGAGGAAAGAGACGCUCUUUACUGACUGUUAAAUCAGUGUUGAACAUCAACGAUAAUGGAACAGCUGAGCCAUCAAAGGUUCUUCUGGAGAAAUUGUUCGCUCAGACACAGAAAUUGGAGAGACAGACGAAUCAGAACUCGGUUUAUCCUGAUGAGGAUAUGCCCUAUUCAAACCUUGGGGUGCUCGAGUCUGACCUGCAGGCUGCGCUAAUGGCCCUGUUGAAAAGAGAGGAGGACUUGCAGGAUGCAGAGAGGAAGGUUCUCUCUGAGAAGAAGAAACUGAACCGGGCAAAGGAGGGGUUAGAAAAACGAGAGAGAAUAAUCGUUGAAGCUUCUUUGAAGCAUGAAAGUCUACAAGAGGAGCUGAAGCGGGCAAAUGUGGAGCUAGCUUCACAGGCCAGAGAGAUUGAAGAAUUAAAGCAGAAGCUUAGGGAAAGAGACGAGGAACUUGUCGCUAUGCAAUCGUCCUUGACUUUGAAAGAGCGAGAGCUAGAUCAAUUGCGUGAUGAGAUUGCAAACAAAACCAAGGAGGUUUCCGUGGCUAUUUCUGAAUUUGAAAACAAGUCACAACUCUUAAGCAAAGCCAACGAAGUUGUCAAGAGACAAGAAGGUGAAAUACAUGCACUUCAGAGAGCCCUCAAGGUGAAGGAAGAAGAACUAGAAAUUUCUAUGGCUACGAAGAAACUUGAACAGGAAAAGCUCAGAGAAACAGAGGCCAGUUUGAAGAAACAGACGGAAGAGUGGCUGAUAGCACAGGAUGAAGUGAAUAAGCUUCAGAAGGAAACUGUGAAACGCUUAGGAGAAGCCAACGAAACCAUGGAGGAUUUCAGUAGAGUGAAAAGGCUUCUGAGUGAUGUGAGAUUCGAGCUUGUUUCUUCUCGGAAAGCUUUGGUGUUUUCGAGGGAGCAAAUGAAAGAAAAGGAGCUACUAUUAGAACAGCAAUUGGAGGAACUCGAGGAACAGAGGAAAAGCGUGUUGUCAUAUAUGCAAAGCUUGAGAGAUGCUCACACGGAAGUAGAAAGUGAGAGAGUAAAACUCAGAGUUGCUGAGGCUAAGAACUUUGCACUUGAGCGGGAAAUUUUGGUCCAAAGAGAACUGUUGGAAGGGUUACGAGAGGAGUUGCAGAACGAGAAAUCUUUGUUGGAGCAAGCUACGCAUAAUGUAUCUGUUAUUCAAAAUGAGCUUGACAAAACAACCAACGCAUUUCAGGUGUCACAGAAUCUACUUCAGGAGAAAGAGUCAAGCUUGGUGGAGGCCAAACUAGAGAUUCAGCAUCUGAAGUCUGAAAAGGCUUCUCUAGAAGUAUUACUGCAAGAAAAGGAUGAAGAACUCACAGAAGCUCGGAAUAAAUUGGAAGAAGUGAACCGGGAGGUAACAGAGCUAAAGAUGCUUAUGAGCAGGAGAGAAGAUCAGCUUACGCAGGCAAAUGCAAUGCUGAAGGAAAAAGAUGUCCACCUUCACAGAAUCGAAGGUGAGUUGGGAAGCUCCAAGCUGAAAGUCACCGAAGCUGAAAUGGUGGUGGAAAGAAUUGCAGAGCUGACGAGCAGAUUGGUUAUGUCAACCACCACCAACGGUCAAGAUCAGAAGGCAAUGAGGAUUAACAAUGAGAUAAGCUUUGACUCGAUGCAGCAACCAGUAGAAAAACCUCGCGAUGAUUACGGAAUGGAGAACAAACGGCUAGUGAUGGAGCUAAACUUCACCAGAGAAAAUCUACGGAUAAAAGAAAUGGAAGUUCUGGCAGUGCAGAGGGCUUUGACGUUUAAAGACGAAGAGAUCAACGUGGUCAUGGGAAAAUUAAAAGCCAAGGAGCAGGAGCUCAAGAGAUUUAAAGAAGAAACGGUGAAUGACAGUGAAGAUUUGAAAUUGCUAUAUGCCUUGGCACAGGAGAGUAUCGAGGGGAAAACAAUGGGUGAUCUAGCCAUAGAGAAGCUUCAGCUUGAGGCAGCACAACUCGAAGUUGAAGCUGCAACGAGCGCAUUACAGAAGCUUGCAGAAAUGAGCACGGAACUUCUAACUCAAGCUGACAUGAGCAUCGAGGCCGAUCCUAGUUUUACUGGAAUGCCAGGAAACGGGUUUCAUCAGGUAAACAAUUCAGGCGGAAGUAACGAUUGUAUUGCUGAGGUAAAAUCAGAAGUUGGCAGGCUCUGGUCGCUGACAGAGAAAUUACUAGAGAAUGCAGGAAUCGUUGCUGGUACAUCCACAGGCAACAAAGGUGUGACUUUAUGA
Molecule: messenger RNA, 2349 nt
Organism: Thlaspi arvense
Lineage: Eukaryota; Viridiplantae; Streptophyta; Magnoliopsida; Brassicales; Brassicaceae
Source: the annotation of a GenBank genome assembly